Panicum virgatum (switchgrass) is the source of this 888-nucleotide messenger RNA. RefSeq names its product translation initiation factor IF-2-like. Bases 1 to 888 code for a protein of 295 amino acids. The record is from RefSeq and is a predicted model, not a curated record. The transcript has a single exon. NCBI's taxonomy places the organism in Eukaryota, Viridiplantae, Streptophyta, Magnoliopsida, Poales, Poaceae.
AUGGCCGCCGGGGAGGGCGGACUAAUCGAGCCGCGGCGGAGGGGAGCUCGGCCAGGGCCUUUGCCGCGCGCGGAUCCGCGCCACGGGCCGGCGGCGGAGGCCGCCCCGCCGCGCCUCGCCAUGGCCCGCUCCCGCGUCGAGGUAGGGAGGGGGGAGGGGCACGCGCACGGCCCCGCCGUGGCCGACCUCGUGCCGUCCCGCCCUGAUCCUCGCCGGCGCCCCUCGGUCCGUGCCGCGGCCGCCUCACCGGCGCCCCUCCGCCCUGCAGAGCUCCCUCCCUCCCACGGCUCCGCGUUGCCGAGCCGCCACGCUGCGGAGCUGGUGCCUCACCUCGGUGCCGAGCAGGGUAUGGGGCGGCGGCGGCCUGGCGUGGAGCAGGGCCUCCGCCUCUCCGCUCGCCGCGUCGCCGCUCCGCACGCCCGCCCGCCACCGCGGCCUCUGCUCCGUUCGAGCUCGGCGCGCCUCCUUGGGAGGAGGGAGGACGACCGACGGGAGCGAGGAUGCACGGCAGGUGGGCCGCGGCGAGGCCUCGCACGGAGGGAAGAGGGAGGUGGAGUUCCGCCGCCGCCUCCCCUCGCCCUGCGACCCCGCAGCGCGCGGAUCUGGCCGGCGGGGCAGAGGGGUGCGGCGAGGCCCCGCGCGGAAGGGGAGCAAGCUCGAGCCGGAGGCAUGGGGUCGAGCCGGAGGCAUGGGGAAGGAGGUGGCCGGCUCCGGCGCGCGGGCCAGCUCCGCCACGCCCGUUCGCCGUCCGGCGAGCCCGCUCCGCCGCGCCCGGUCGUCUCCAUGGCGAGCUCCAUGGGCGGACGGAGCUCGCGCGCGGGGGCGGGGCCCCUGCCCCGGCGGAGAGAGAGAGCAGGGAGGGAGAGAAGGGAGGGAGGCGCGGGGUAA